Musca vetustissima is the source of this 888-nucleotide messenger RNA. RefSeq names its product ras suppressor protein 1-like. Lineage: Eukaryota; Metazoa; Arthropoda; Insecta; Diptera; Muscidae. The coding region runs from base 18 to 869 and encodes 283 amino acids. The transcript is spliced from 3 exons. Gene Ontology annotation, molecular function: protein binding. The record is from RefSeq and is a predicted model, not a curated record.
GGCAAAAAUACGCCAACAUGAGUCAGUCGUGUUUGCCCGUUCAAGCGAAAAUGUCGAAAGCCAAAAAGGUGUUGGAUGAAGCGCGCGAGACACAAAAUCGUGAACUCGAUUUGGUGGACAAAGGCAUUAGCUCCUUUGAGGAGUUGCCGGGAUUGUUUAAUAUGUCCAACAUAACCCGCCUAACGUUGAGUCACAAUCGCAUCACUACCAUCAAUCCGGGUAUUGCAAAUCUUUUGAAUUUGGAAAUUCUCAAUUUAUCCAAUAAUCAAUUGCGUGAACUACCCGUUUCACUAUCAUCUAUGCCAAAAUUGCGUAUCCUUAAUGUAUCGAUUAAUCGUUUGGAUAGUUUACCACGAGGUUUUGGUGCCUUCCCUGUACUCGAAGUACUCGAUCUGUCAUAUAAUAAUUUAAAUGAAAAAGUACUACCGGGAAAUUUCUUUAUGAUGGAAACAUUGCGUGCCCUCUAUUUGGGUGACAAUGAUUUUGAAUAUAUACCACAGGGAUUGGGAAAUUUGAAAAAUUUACAAAUUUUGGGUUUACGUGACAACGAUCUGCUGGAGUUGCCAAGGGAAAUUGGAGAACUGACACGUUUACGGGAACUACACAUCCAACACAAUCGUUUGCAGUUCCUGCCUCCAGAGGUGGCACAAUUGGAUUUAUUGGGCAGUAAAUCCGUCAUGAAAAUGGAAGAGAAUCCCUGGGUCCAACCAAUUGCCGAACAAUAUCUAUUGGGUAUUAGUCAUGUCAUUGAAUAUUUGAAAACGGAAACCUAUAAAAUCAUUUAUAACCGCCACAUCCAGGGUGGCCGUGGUGGUCCACCACCACCAAAAGCCGACAAAAGCAAAAAAGCUUCACGUGUCCGAGCCUAAGGGUGUGGGGAUUUUUCUA